UCCGCCUUCCCAACCGUCCAUCUAAUCCAUUUCCCCUUUCCCCUAGGAUAAAUAUAAAUGUUUGUUGGUUGCAGGCAGAGAGAGAGAGAGAGAGAUGACCUGCUUCCGUCUCUGACCCGUAGAGUAUUUCCGCUCGGAAUCCGUCUUUCAUCUCCUCUGCUGCCUGUCCUCUCCUUUUAUACAGUCACCUCACCUUCCUUUCUUUCAUCUCCUCUGCUCGCUCCUCCCCGUCAAUCUGUUGCGGCCCGACUAACUCGGAUCCAACAGAAAGGGAAGAAAUCAUGUGUCCGGGUUCGGCAGCAAGCAAGAGCGUCUGCGUCAUGGACGCCUCCGGCCCGCUGGGCCACGCCCUCGUCGACCGCCUUCUCCGCCGGGGAUACACCGUCCACGCCGCCACCUACUACGACUGCUGCGGCGCUCAGGAGGACGACUCGGAGUCGACGACCGCGCCUCUGCCGUGCAGCAGCGACAUGUACAAGCACCGCCUCAAGGUGUUCCGCGCCGACCCCUUCGACUACCACGCCAUCGCCGACGCCGUCCGCGGAUGCGCCGGCGUCUUCUGCAUCUUCAACACGCCACAGGACCAGGCAGAAUGCGAUGAGCUGAUGGUGGAGACGGAGGUGCGCGCGGCGCACAACGUGCUGGAGGCGUGCGCGCAGACGGAGACCAUGGAGCGGGUGGUCUUCACCUCCUCCGUCACCGCCGUCGUCUGGAACGACAGCCGCCACAGCCACCUCGACGCCACCGCCGUCGUCGACGAGAAGAGCUGGAGCGACCUCGCCUUCUGCCGGAAAUACAAGUUGUGGCACGCCCUGGCCAAGACUCUGUCGGAGAAGACGGCGUGGGCGCUGGCCAUGGACAGGGACGUGGACAUGGUGGCCAUCAACGCCGGCCUCGUCACCGGGCCGGGGCUCACCGCCGCGCACCCUUACCUCAAGGGCGCCCCCGACAUGUACGACGACGGCGUCCUUGUCACCGUCGACGUCGACUUCCUCGCCGACGCGCACGUGGCGGCCUACGAGUCCCCCACCGCCUACGGCCGCUACCUCUGCUUCAACAACACCGUGUGCCGGCCUGAGGACGCAGUCAAGCUCGCACAGAUGCUCUCGCCGUCCUCCCCGCGCUCGCCACCAAGUGAUGAGCUGAAGGUGAUCCCACAGAGGAUUCAGAACAAGAAGCUCAGCAAGCUCAUGGUGGAGUUCGCCAAUGGGAUAUAUGGGGAGCUGGAUUAGGGAUUUCCUUUUUUUUAUUUAUCUCACAGAUGCAACUAGGGUUGUAUUCUUUUGUAUCUAGUAUUUGUAUCCCCCCCCCCCCCCCCCCCCAAAAAAAGGAAGGGGAAAUCGGUUGGUCAAAUGUGCAUAUGCUGUACAUGGCCAAGCAUGCCACAUGUAUUACACCCUUACCAAGGGUAAGGGCAUUUGAGUGAUUGAUUGCCAAGAAAUUAUAGUCUCUAGGUUGAACAAAAGGAAAAAUAAAUUUGCAGUUCUGCUUCU
This is a messenger RNA of Phragmites australis (common reed), 1493 nucleotides long. RefSeq names its product cinnamoyl-CoA reductase-like SNL6. Gene Ontology annotation, molecular function: oxidoreductase activity, acting on the CH-OH group of donors, NAD or NADP as acceptor. Lineage: Eukaryota; Viridiplantae; Streptophyta; Magnoliopsida; Poales; Poaceae. The transcript is spliced from 4 exons. The record is from RefSeq and is a predicted model, not a curated record. Bases 282 to 1232 code for a protein of 316 amino acids.